CCGAGUUCGCUGAAGUGUCUUAACUCUUACCGGUGCAAAAAUGGCUAAAACUUCUGAGAAAAUUGGCUUUAGCUAAAAUAAUCAAUAUUCGUUUUAGUGCAGAGUAUUUCAAAAGUUCUACAUACGGGCUACGCGCAUCUUAUCCGAAGCUGCAUGCCAUUGGUGUCCAUUUCAAGUUGCAGUCGAUCUUAUGUUUUUACGGUCGUGUGGAAGGCUAUAUGAGGUGAAAAUGUCGCCGAUGAUUAAUUGUGAAUAAAAAUACUAUUCUAAAACACAAAUUUUUGAAUAGAAUAUUAAAGCAACAAAUGAUAUCAAGGAUUUCGUUCGAAAGGUCCGCCGACGUCUCUGGAACGUCGUUUGGGUGUGUGGCGCAGCUGCGCAUUCGCGUUGUCCGUGAAAUUUCUGUCACUUGAUCUUGAUAGACUGUCGACUGACAGUCGGUCUUUGGCUUGACCAGUUUCGGACAGUUCGUCGACUGUUGCAACCUUUCUAACGAUCUACGCCUACGGCAACUCGGUGUUUCAAGAUGUCUCCCAUGCCCCCACAAUCCUGUGAUACAUUUGUAGUCCUACCUGAUAAGACAAAGGGUGGAGCUGUUAUUUUUGGCAAAAACUCUGAUCGUCCUUCUGGUGAGGUGCAGGAAGUGGUGUAUGAGCCUGCUGCUGAUCACCCUGAUGGGGCUCAAGUUCAAUGCACCUACAUACAAAUCCCCCAAGUUGCCCACACCCAUGCUGUAAUCCUAAGCAAGCCAGCAUGGAUGUGGGGUGCAGAGAUGGGUGCCAAUGAGAAAGGUGUCGUUGUGGGCAAUGAAGCUGUCUGGACCAAUGCUCUGGAUGGCUCUGAUGAGAAGGAGGAAAGACUUCUAGGCAUGGACAUGGUUAGACUGUCUCUUGAACGGAGUUCGUCUGCCAGUGAGGCAGUGGAUGUGUUGGUUGCACUGCUGGAGACGCACGGCCAGGGAGGUCCCUGCUCUGACACAGACCCUGACUUACUCUACCACAACAGCUUCCUUGUUGCUGACCACACUGAAGCCUGGGUUCUUGAGACUGCCGGCCAGCUCUGGGUUGCUCAGAAAAUUUCAGAGGGCUACCGCAACAUCAGCAACUGUUUGAGCAUAGGCAGUGAAUUUGACAAGAGCAGCAGCAACAUCAGGGACGUUGCCAAGGAGAAGGGCUGGUGGGAUGGAGCUGGAGACUUUAACUUCACUAAAGCUCUGAGCUCUGGUGCAGACACGCGCAGGAAGAAGUGUGGGGAGAAACUCCUACACGACCUCACCAAAGAUGGGGCGUUCUCACUGCACUCUAUGCUCACCGUGCUGCGGGAUGAGGCGUCGGGCAUCUGCAUGGGCAACGACGGCGACUUCGUCACCACGGGCUCACAGGUGUCAGUGCUGACGCCCCCUGGCGGGAGUGCGGGGCCCUCAUGUCACUGGUUCACUGGCACGCCUGACCCUCAGCGCUCGGUCUUCAAGCCCUUCGUCUUCACCCCCAACGCCAGGAUCUCGCCCUUCAUAAAGAGCCCUGCUAUUGAAAAUGAUCCGGCUAAGAAGACGCCUCGCUUCGAGCGCGCGGUCGACAGGUCGCACGUGCUGUACCGUCGUCAGCAGGCGGCGCUGAAGGCCGCUGCGGCCGAGACCGUGACAACGCUGCGUCAGCUCGAGGAGCAGUGCAUCGAGGAGACGCUCAAUACCCUCGGCAGCCUUGAACCAGGCUCCCUCUCGGAGCUUGACGACCUCUUUAAAGACUGCGUGGACUCAGAGCUCAAGUUCUAUAAGUAAGGUCUCAGUCGCCAAGCUUUAGAAGCGAGAACUUCCCUGAAAAUAUCACUCACUUGAAGGGAGAUGCGCUUCUUUGGAAACCACGUUUACAAAGAUACUAAAUGAAUUUUCCCUCUUAGGUGCAGAAUGUUCUGAAUAGUUUGUGGAUGCUUCAAUCUCCGUCAAUAUUCAUAUUUUAUUGUGCACUGAGUUUGAAAUUUCAAUAGCUUGGUUACCUUGUAAUCGGUCAUCCUAAAUCUAAAAUCUAAUUCUCAUUUAGUCUAUUUCUUGAGCUGAGAAAGUUUUUUUUUUUUUUUUUGCUAUUUGAAAUUUAAAAAGGCAACGUUCUGUUCUCUCUAAAUUCAAUGCGACUUGCUCAUGUAUUAGAAUCUCUGCACGUGAUGGCUCGAUUCUGUUCUUUAGUUAUGUAAAGCAAUUUGAAUAUCUAAUUUAGUAUGUAUUUUCAAAAAUAGCUAUUAAUAAUUAUUUAUAUUCAAAAAAUUUUGAUGAAGAUGCCCAAAGUUGAACUUUAUUAUUCGAUUUAACCAAAGUGGUAUUACCAAAAAUUGUUCAUAUUUUUCCAUAACGACUCAGCUGGAGUUUGGUGCAUUUAAGAAAUCGAAUUUCUCCGAUGCAACUCUUACUGUUUAUUAAGAUUCCAAAUGUUUUUCUCAGCAGCAAUUCAAGUAUCUUUAAUAAUUGUGUGUUCGAAGAAACAAACCGACCACCAUCGGUAAACAGUAACGCAAUUUUAACUGAAUCUAAGCACAUGAUAUGACUUUUGUCGGCUAUCUUGUACUUUCUUAUUCCGACAUAACAUGUAAAAGUUUCUUUCGCUGAUUAAUCUAUUCCAAUAUUGUAUGUCGUCUACUAACUGCGCUCUGGAAAGUUCUUUAAAAGUACAUUCGAGGACGAAUUGCAUUGUGAAAAAGCCUUAAUUUCUUUAAGCUAUUAGCCGCAGGUUUCGUAGCAAACCUGAUUCACCACAUUAAGGAUGAACUGUCGUAAGUGGUUUGACUGAAUUGCCUCGUGUCUUGUACUAGAUUCCUGUGUUGUUUUUUGCACAUUCCAGUUGCAUUAGUCUUAGUGUUUCGUAUUGCAUCUAUUGCUUAGUUGACGACCAAGGUUUCGCCUCUAUCGAAAUUCCUUCCUAUCACCAAAGAUUUUUCUUUACGGUAUAUGGAUAAAAUUAGUUAAUUUUAUUGUUAUUCGCUUUCAAAUCCAACUUUAUCUGCAAAUGAGUUAUUUGAAAGGAGUGAUCUUUGAGGGAAUAUCAGUGAAGUCUUUAACUCUCGUCUGGGGAGUCUCUAACUCGUCAUCGGGCACGCACUGGAACUUGAGUUUUAAUCCUAAUAUAAUUUACUACAUUAGUUAACCAUAUCGUUCAUCCUAAACUACUAGUCGCCUUAGGAACUGUGCCUGUGAGCAUAGGAGUUCGUCAGUUAGUCCGUAAAUAUUCGGUCAAAAAGUGCAUUGGUUGUCAUUUUUCCUUAGCGUUGCGGAUGAGUGGAGCAUUGCUCAUCAGAAGUUGAUUCGGCGUCCUAAGUUUUAUGUACUUUGAGAGAAAUUGAAAUUUGCACGCUAAUUUGUAGCACGCUUUCGACUAAUGCAUAUCGUAGGCAUUUGAUUGCAACCUACCUAGUAGUCUCAUUUUCACUAUAAUAAUUUCUUUGAACUCGC
Molecule: messenger RNA, 3436 nt
Organism: Hyalella azteca
Lineage: Eukaryota; Metazoa; Arthropoda; Malacostraca; Amphipoda; Hyalellidae
Product: secernin-2
Exons: 9
Coding region: 527-1777 (416 amino acids)
Biological process (GO): proteolysis
Molecular function (GO): cysteine-type exopeptidase activity; dipeptidase activity
Source: RefSeq, a predicted model, not a curated record